Neoarius graeffei (lesser salmon catfish) is the source of this 1011-nucleotide messenger RNA. RefSeq names its product late endosomal/lysosomal adaptor, MAPK and MTOR activator 3 (gene lamtor3). The coding region runs from base 407 to 781 and encodes 124 amino acids. NCBI's taxonomy places the organism in Eukaryota, Metazoa, Chordata, Actinopteri, Siluriformes, Ariidae. The record is from RefSeq and is a predicted model, not a curated record. Gene Ontology annotation, biological process: cellular response to amino acid stimulus; positive regulation of TOR signaling. The transcript is spliced from 7 exons. Gene Ontology annotation, cellular component: Ragulator complex.
UUUCUUAAGUAUGGAGCUCCACUAAUACUUAAGUAUUUUUAAAAGCAAGUACUUUAACUUAAGUAAAAAUUUGACUGUACAACUUUCACUUGUUUUUGGAGUAACAUUUGACCAGUGGGAUCUGUACUUUGAUUUAAGUAAUGAAGUUGGGUGCUUUGUCCACCUCUGCACUACACACACCGUGCCGCCUAUUAUUCAUCAGCUUGCCUUAUUUCUGAAAUUACACUGAGUUGUCACUAGAGGGCGCACUGAACCACUUGCUCAAUAACAGGAAAUGACGAUUACGGAAGUAUAAGUCUGUGUCAUGUGAUAUGUACAUUACGCGACGCAGAAAGCGUCAGAAAACAGAAAAGGGCUAAAUAAAGGAAGAGGCGCACGAACACUCACUAGUUUUCACUUUUUCACCAUGGCAGAUGAUUUGAAGAGGUACCUGUACAAACAGCUGCCAACGGUUGAAGGCCUCCAUGCAAUAGUUGUAACAGACAGAGAUGGAGUUCCUGUAAUUAAAGUUGCCAAUGACAAUGCUCCAGAGUAUGCUCUGCGACCAGGCUUUCUGUCAACUUUCGCACUGGCCACAGAUCAAGGCAGCAAGCUGGGUCUGUCUAAAAACAAGAGCAUCAUUUGCUACUACAACACAUAUCAGAUUGUGCAAUUUAAUCGAUUACCCUUAGUGAUCAGCUUCAUUGCAAGUAGUAGUGCCAACACAGGUUUGAUCAUCAGUUUGGAGAAGGAGCUUGUUCCACUGAUUGAGGAACUGAGACAGGUGGUUGAAGUUGCCUAGAAGGCAGGCAGCUUUAUAACUACUACAACAUGUACAGUACCUGGAUCAGAUCAAGACACACACACAUUUGCACCUUGGACAUUACUACAAUAGUAUGAUGUUGGCUGUGAACUUGGAUUUCAUGUCAGUUGUUCUUGAUGCUGUAUGUUUUUCUCUUUUGAAUGUAACCCUGUCUGGUUGUAUUAUAUAUAUUUUUUUCAUUUCUUCUAAUUAAUAAAUUUUGUUUUUGA